CUAUUCCUACAACAUCAUGGUGCUUCUAGGACAGCAAUAAAUUCAGGAAGGAUACUUCAUUUCAGUACAAGUCCUAGAAAUAUUGAUUCUCACAAGAAAACACUAAUAACAAAAUAUCCAGACAUACUGAUGAGAAAGGUUAUCCUGGCAACAGAGAAAGGAUUCCUAAUUGUACAACUGUUGGAUGACUUCCAUAAUAUUUUGACUGUUAGACUACCAACAAAUCUGAAGCUAUCAUUAGCUACGCACAUGGCUAGUGGCCUACUGGACAUCCAUCCUUCAAUUCCUGCUGUUCCUAUCCCUACAAGAGAUACAAGACACAGCCGAGUGAUUGUGAAGAUAGGGAAUGAAAAUAAAAUUUGCAGAGGAGGAAUUGUUCUAGACUACAUAAAAGAGUUGUUUCGAAGACCAGUGUUAUCAAGAAUGUACUUGGAAACAAAUCACCAAUGCAUUUCAUCAAAAUACAUCCAACAACAACUAAAGGAAUUGAGGGUCUAUUCUGGGUUGUCGCACGAUGAGCUCUGUACCCUUGAGUCUACUAAUUUAAUAGAUGAGUUUGAGCAAUCUUUGAAAAGUAUGGAGGACUAUAAAUCAGCCAUUGAUCACAUAUUCCUGUGCUGUCCACAACUGGAACAUUACUUGAAAAAAUUUGUAGUACCAGCACCCGGGGACUGGCCAACUUGGUUUUAUCAAAAGAAACUCAUUGCUCAAGAAGUCAAUGCAGAUGCCAGUUUCCUAUCAGUCAUCCCAGAGCAGGGCCCAUUUCAUGUUUUCCUGAAUCUACAAGAAGAUGUUGUAACAAUUUAUGACUUCUUAUUUAAAAAAGUUUACAAAGAGACAUUUGGAUCUGACUUACCCAACAAGCCAAAGCCUUUUCGCGUCAGCCUGGUAAUAACUGCUGUUUUUCUGGCAUGGGGCAAAUAACGUGAUAAAGUUCUCCUAAAAUUCAAGCUCUGCAAGUACAUAGAGUAUGCUUCCAUUCUGUUUCUUUUAGAUGAGGUGGUUCCCAUAUCAUUCUUCCACUAUCCUGUUACAUUCAGGUCUGGAGACAUGGAAUCAUAUAUAACAAUGAUGUUAAAGUUAUCUCUACUGUUUAUAAUCUGGAAAAAGGCAUCAUUAUGACAGAUCAACACUCUUGAUGCUUAGUGACUUUUCUUUUCACAAACAACAUUUUUCACAGUACCAUGAACUUAAAAAGAAAUGGAUGGCUCUAA
This is a messenger RNA of Nematostella vectensis (starlet sea anemone), 1214 nucleotides long. RefSeq lists its product as uncharacterized. Bases 130 to 924 code for a protein of 264 amino acids. NCBI's taxonomy places the organism in Eukaryota, Metazoa, Cnidaria, Anthozoa, Actiniaria, Edwardsiidae. The record is from RefSeq and is a predicted model, not a curated record. The transcript has 3 exons.